Molecule: messenger RNA, 955 nt
Organism: Oncorhynchus gorbuscha (pink salmon)
Lineage: Eukaryota; Metazoa; Chordata; Actinopteri; Salmoniformes; Salmonidae
Product: dorsal-ventral patterning tolloid-like protein 1
Exons: 6
Molecular function (GO): calcium ion binding; metalloendopeptidase activity
Source: RefSeq, a predicted model, not a curated record
UAGAUUGAGAGACAUGACAGCUGUGCCUACGACUACCUGGAGGUGCGUGACGGCCCGGCUGAAUCCAGCCCUCUGAUUGGUCGAUUCUGCGGGUACGACAGACCAGAAGACAUCCGCUCCACCUCACACACCCUCUGGAUGAAGUUCGUCUCCGACGGAACCGUCAACAAGGCCGGAUUCGCUGCCAACUUCUUCAAAGAGGAGGAUGAGUGUUCUAAGCCAGAUAACGGAGGCUGUGAACAGAGGUGUGUCAAUACGCUGGGCAGCUUCAAGUGUGCCUGCGACCCCGGGUACGAGCUGGCCCUGGACAAAAAGAGCUGCGAAGCUGCGUGUGGAGGUCUUCUGUCUAAGCUGAACGGAACCAUCUCUACUCCCGGCUGGCCCAAGGAGUACCCCCCUAAUAAGAACUGUGUGUGGCAGGUAGUUGCUCCAACCCAGUACAGAAUAUCAAUGCAGUUUGAAUCCUUCGAGCUGGAGGGCAACGAGGUGUGUAAGUAUGACUUUGUGGAGGUGCGUAGCGGCCUGUCGUCAGACAGUAAGCUGCACGGAAAAUACUGCGGUACGGAGGUUCCCGAGGUCAUCACAUCUCAGUACAACAACAUGAGAAUAGAGUUCAAGGCUGACAACACCGUGUCCAAGAAGGGCUUCAAGGCUCACUUCUUCUCUGAUAAGGAUGAAUGCAGUAAGGAUAAUGGUGGCUGCCAACAUGACUGUAUAAACACGGUGGGAUCGUACGUAUGCCAGUGUCGACACGGAUUCACACUACAUGAGAACAAACAUGACUGUAAAGAAGCUGAGUGUAAGCAUAAGGUCCACAGCCCCACCGGGACCAUGAACAGCCCCAACUGGCCUGAUAAAUAUCCCAGUAGGAAGGAAUGUACCUGGGACAUCACCACUACACCUGGACACAGAGUCAGACUGGUGAGGAACACACACACCUGGUCACAGAGUCAGA